This is a messenger RNA of Panicum virgatum (switchgrass), 2011 nucleotides long. RefSeq names its product laccase-15-like. The record is from RefSeq and is a predicted model, not a curated record. The coding region runs from base 116 to 1975 and encodes 619 amino acids. The transcript has 6 exons. Lineage: Eukaryota; Viridiplantae; Streptophyta; Magnoliopsida; Poales; Poaceae. Gene Ontology annotation, molecular function: hydroquinone:oxygen oxidoreductase activity; copper ion binding. Gene Ontology annotation, biological process: lignin catabolic process. Gene Ontology annotation, cellular component: apoplast.
UGCAACGCCCAGUUCACUUACUACUCACCAAGAUCCAAGAUCCAAAAAUAUAUAGGCUACUACAUACAAGUACAUCGAUCAAAACGCAAGCAAACUAAACCAGCAGACUAGUGCAAUGCAAACAAUGAAGAGCUGGAGCCUCCCCACGGCAGCCGCCGUGGUCGCGGCCACCAUUUUCUUCUCCCUCUCGACCAUGGCCCUACCGGCGGCUUCCGCCAUUGUCGAGCACACCUUCGUUGUGAGCCAGAUGAACAUGACGCACUUGUGCAAGGAGACUCCCGUCACCGUCGUGAACGGACAGAUCCCAGGGCCAUCGAUCGAGGUUACAGAGGGGGACUCGGUGACCGUUCAUGUCGUCAACAAGUCACCCCACAACAUAACAAUCCAUUGGCACGGAGUGAAGCAGCGGCGGAAUUGCUGGUCUGACGGGGUGCCGAUGGUCACCCAAUGCCCCAUCCAGCCAAACCAAAACUUCACCUACCGGUUCAGCGUCGCCGGGCAGGUAGGCACCCUGUGGUGGCAUGCUCACGUCUCUUGCCUCCGGGCAACCCUGCAUGGCGCCAUCAUCAUCCGCCCAAGACUUGGGGCCAGCUCGUAUCCAUUUCCCAAGCCUGAUCGUGAGAUCCCCUUCAUUAUAGGGGAUUGGUGGGCGAUGGACCUUUCAGUGGUAGCCAGAAGAAUGGAGAAGGAUAAUUUCUUCGACUACUUCCCCAGUGCAUCCACAAUUAACGGCAAGCUUGGAGAUCUAUUCAACUGCUCUGGGGUACCAGAGGAUGGGUUCGUGCUGGGCGUGGAGGCUGGCAAGUCCUACUUGCUGCGCAUAAUCAACACGGCGCUCUUCUCCGAGUACUUCCUCAAGAUCGCCGGGCACAAGUUCACGGUGGUUGCCUCCGACGCCAACUAUGUCCGGCCUUACACCACGGAUCUCGUCGUCAUCGCGCCCGGCGAGACCAUCGAUGCCCUGGUGGUCGCCGACGCGCCCCCGGGCAAGUACUACAUGGUCGCCAUGCCCAACCAGGCGCCCUUGCCCGACACCCAGACCCCAGAGCCAUCCACGAGAGCCACGAUGCAGUACAGCAGCAGCAAUGGCGGCAAGCCGGUGGCACCUGUGAUGCCUGAUCAGCACGACGUGGUGCGGUCACUCUAUUUCCACAGCAACCUUAGCAGCCUGCGACACCCACGGCACCCGCUGCCGCCGGUGCCCCAGCAAGUGGACCAGCACCUGUUCAUCACGCUCGGCCUGGGCAUGGCCUGCCGGCAAGGCUUCAAAUGCAACAGGGAUGACAAGAACGACAAUAUGAUCCUUGUGGCCACCAUGAACAACAUCUCCUUCCAGAAACCCACGGCGCCACUGCUGCCGGCGCACUACUACCAUGUCGCCGGCAGCAACAGGGGCGACCUGCUGGAGCUCCCUGACAGGCCGCCGAGGGUCUUCAAUUUCACGGACCCGUCCCUGAUCCCCAUAGGACCCAAGGAGAAGGCGCUGGAGACGACGUACAUGGCGACGCUAGCGCGGUGGUUCCGGUACGGCUCGGCGGUGGAGAUGGUGUUCCAGAGCACGUCGAUAAUGCAAGGCGACUCCAACCCGAUGCACCUGCACGGGCAUGACAUGUUCGUGCUCGCGCAGGGGGUCGGCAACUUCGACGCCGCCAAGGACAGGGCGAGGUACAACCUGGUGGAUCCGCCGCUCAAGAACACGGUGGUAGUCCCCAAUCUUGGGUGGGUCGCCAUCCGAUUUGUCGCAGACAAUCCAGGGGUGUGGUACAUGCAUUGCCACUAUGAGUUUCACUUGGCGAUGGGCAUGACGGCAGUGUUCAUUGUAGAAGAUGGGCCGACGGUGAACACGUCGCUCCCUGCACCGCCAGUAGAUUAUCCAUCAUGUGGCCGCCCCAACCGCAAGAAGGGUAGUCUUGUGCCGGAUGAAUCCUACCUCCAAACUCGGGAAAUCAAAGCCUCACGUAUAGAUGGAGUCUAAAAUUAAAUAUAACUCCGGUUGAUAGUUUCAUUUAAA